This is a messenger RNA of Mercenaria mercenaria, 576 nucleotides long. Its product is annotated as fibrinolytic enzyme, isozyme C-like. Gene Ontology annotation, molecular function: serine-type endopeptidase activity. Bases 1 to 576 code for a protein of 191 amino acids. Lineage: Eukaryota; Metazoa; Mollusca; Bivalvia; Venerida; Veneridae. The transcript is spliced from 5 exons. Gene Ontology annotation, biological process: proteolysis. The record is from RefSeq and is a predicted model, not a curated record.
AUGGUACUAGUAGCUUCCUCGAUUCGCGCUCAGCAUCAAGAGGAUAGUGCUAGGACUGCUGUUGUCGCCUCUGAUGAGGCAGGUUCUCGCACGCUAAGCAAGCCAAUGGGCGUGUCUAGAAUCAUUAAUGGAAUCGAAGCUACGCCCUACGAGUUACCCCACCAGGCGGCGUUACUUUCAAUAGGAGCAACAGGAGGGUCACACAUGUGCGGUGGAUCGGUGAUCGCACAGGAUUGGGUGCUUACAGCAGCCCAUUGUGUAGAAGGAAGAACUCCAUCAUCACUGGCAAUAGUGGUUGACCUUCACGAUUAUACUAACCCAGGGAACUACAUUUGGUUUGACAUUGAAGAUAUUAUCAUGCACAACAACUACAACCAAGGAUCUGGGGGAUUUCCGAAUGACGUUGCUCUUCUUAGGCUUAAACCCAAUGGACAAGACAUCACAAAGAACAUAAUCAAAAUAGCAAGCGGAACAAAUGACUAUGCAGGUCAAAUCUGCACCAUCAGUGGAUGGGGUGUAAAAGUUGAUGGGUCGGGUGCUUCAAAAACUAAAGGAAAGCUGACGUGUCUGUACUAA